Molecule: messenger RNA, 1447 nt
Organism: Sphaerulina musiva SO2202
Lineage: Eukaryota; Fungi; Ascomycota; Dothideomycetes; Mycosphaerellales; Mycosphaerellaceae
Exons: 2
Coding region: 52-1230 (392 amino acids)
Cellular component (GO): endoplasmic reticulum
Source: RefSeq, a predicted model, not a curated record
GACAGAUCGAGACCAACACCCCCAGACAGAACAUCAAAGGUCAUUUCCACGAUGAAGCUGACCACACAUCUGUUCAUGCCGGUGCUGGCAUGCGCAACUCGAUUGGCAGAAGCAGCCAAAGCACACGUCUACACCUACGAUCCCGCAUCCACCACCACCACCCCAGGCCACAGCGGGAAAGAUCUGUCGCCAGUGACGGCGCGACUAGUGUUGGCUCAACGAGCGGGAGUGGAAGACUACCAUCACACAGAUCUGCUACGGCAAGAAGUCAUCGAGGCCAUCAACGACUUUGGCAAGCGGACUCCCCUGUUCGCGACGCGCAAUGCCGGGAGGAAUAACGCAUUUAUAUUGCUCGAGGGCGUGGCAGAGAGCAUACCCUUCUUCCACGAAAGCUCCGCGCGACACUCCUUCGGCAUAUCCCCUGUGCCCGCCUCGGCGGCCACCAGAGGGCUAUUCGUAGACCUUGCAAAGCAGGAGAACCCCGGAUGGGCGGCGUCAGACGACGAGGUCCUUGAGAAUCUGCGCUCUAAUGAGAAGUACCACCAAGGCCAAGGAAACAUCUUCUACAUCGCUCGAACAGUGGAGGAUCUGCUAGCAGCAUGGGAACGUUGGGAGAAAGACGGCACUUUCGCCAUCACCGCGCUUGUCACGCCUGCAGAUGUGGGUUCGACCAGCAGCAAUGAAGGCAAAUUCCAAUGGGGUACAUAUGCAAUGCCAAACCCGAAGACUUUGUUGCAUAAGAGGCAGCGAUUUCCUCAGGAAGAGCCUAUGAGCAUCACGGAUACAAGCAAUCCCGUCCAGUCACCAAAGGAGACUCCGGUCUCGACCUUUCAGUCCAACAACACCACGCCCCUUCGAGGCAUCCUUCCCGCCUGCUUCACAUCGCAAUCCGCAUGCGAGAGCGCGACAAGAAACUGCACGGGACACGGACAGUGCAACCUCAAGUAUCACGAUGCCGACUCUCUCGGUCCACGUGGUGAGACAGGUCUCGACUGCUGGUCAUGUCUUUGCACGAAGCCCACGAGUGCUGCUGGCAAGAAGACUACAGUAUGGGGUGGUCCAGCGUGCCAGAAGAAGGAUGUCAGUGUGGAAUUUUGGUUGAUUGCACUCUUCACUGUGGGCAUGAUUGGCCUUGUCAGCUUUGCUAUUGGCACGAUUUGGGAGAUGGGGUCGCAGGAGCUGCCGAGCGUUAUUGGUGCUGGUGUCUCUGGGCCGACUGCGAGGAAGUAGAGCUCAGCGUUUGACGCGCUGACAAGUGUGAUACUAUAGCGAAAGAAAGAUAUUGUACCAGAAAACGGCAUUGCACGGCGUUUGAGGAUUUCGUGUAGGAAUGUUGAGGCAAGGCUUUGGCAUGUACUUCAUACGGCACAAUUUUAUUAUGAUCAGCUGAAGCUAGCCGCGCUUCCAUGUGCCCACGGAAGGAAGUUGUGCGCUUCAUCUACGACGC